AUGGAAUUAAGUAAGAUUUUAGAAAAUAAAAUCUCUGUAAGGGCCUAUGAAAUCAUCCAUGAAAUAUUAGAGAAUAAACCUCUUUCAUUAGAAUAUUGCCAUUUCGAUUCUUUAAAAAUAGGUUAUGAUGAAACAAUUAAAAGAAGUGGAGCCAUAUCUCAAUGGAUAAAUAAAAAUCCAAGGCUUGAUAUUAAUGAUCGUGUUGUA
Molecule: messenger RNA, 207 nt
Organism: Racocetra persica
Lineage: Eukaryota; Fungi; Glomeromycota; Glomeromycetes; Diversisporales; Gigasporaceae
Source: the annotation of a GenBank genome assembly